AUGGGUUGGGACGACACUCUCGGCGCCGUCGCCAGCAUUGGCAGUCUCUUACAGAUGACGUGCGAGAUCACAAAACUGAGUUACAGCUAUCUUUCUAGCGUGCGAAACGCGGAUUAUACCCGGAGGGAGUAUCUAAGAGAGGUUGACGCUCUUGUUGUGGUGCUUCUACAUCUCAAGCAAGCCCUUGGUGCAGAGAAUGCUGCCAUUCUUUCUAGCGAUGGUGCCGAGGCUCAAUUGCGAGGUUUAGUAUCGACUUGCGAGAAUGAGCUGAGGACCAUCCAAGCGACACUGGGAGUGGCGGCACUGGGCGUUUCAAGACUACUUUGGCCAGUCAAGGAGAGUGACCUGAGAGCACAGAUCGACACCUUCCAGCGAAAUCGAGCCAUGUUCGAUAGUUUCGCCUCAUCCAGCAUUCUCGCCACCACCAAAGCGACUUUGAAGAAAUUCGAUCCCUUGGUGCUGUCGCACGAGCGCAGUCAGCUUCUAGCAGCUCUUCCUAAGCCUACCAUCUCGAAGAGAACAGAAACUUGUCCUGGAACUGGCCGAUGGUUCCUAGAAUCUGAGACCUAUGGCCAGUGGCUGAAACCCGAACCUCCUUCUGCAUUCCUAUGGUGUCAUGGUCCGCCGGGGAUUGGUAAAUCCGGCAUCGCAUGGCUCGUGGUCAGGGACCUUCAAGAGCGGCAGCAAAAGGAUCAGAGACUACUUCUGUGUUAUUUCUUCUGCGACUUCAUACAGCAGAAGAGCCAGACAACUUUGGCUGUGCUCCAGUGCACGGCCUAUCAUUUGAUAGCUCAAGGCGACAACGUUGUAAUUGAAACUGCAAAGAACGUUCUGUCAGGUUUCGAUGCAUUUCAGGACGCUGAAGUUCUGGUAAGAUUUAUCACUAAAGUGGCAGAGUCUAAGUACAACGUCGCUUGUGUCCUAGAUGCAGAAGAUGAAAUCGGGUCAUCGGAGCUCUUAACCAAGCACUUCAACCGUCUUGCCGACACAGGGUGCCGCAUACUUGUCACAAGUCGCCGCCAGUACAAAGACGCUAUGCCCUCUGCUUCCGUAUUGGUUACUUCUGUUGUCAUGGAAAGUCCCACACAAGACAUUCGCAGACUAGCGCAAAGUCGUCUGUGUGAAAGUCACGACAGUCCAUUGAGAGAUCAGGUGACUCCUGAGUUGAUUGAGUGUGUUGUUAGAAGAUCAAAUGGAAUACAUCUCCUAGAGCAGACAUCAGUCAAAGCCAUGAGGCAUAUUCUUGACACUGCCAAAAGUGGCAGUAUCAAUGAUGUAUUUGAAUCUAGUCUACGACGAAUCGAUAAUCAGCCUAUCCCGCACAAAACUCUGGCGCACAGAGUGAUCGGCUGGAUUAUUAACUUGAGAAGGGUUUUGACAACAGAUGAGAUGUUGCACGCGUUCGCUACAGAAGAAGAUAUGGAUGAAAUUGAUCAAGAAUCUGUUACGAGCCAAAGCCUGAUGCUGCGGGUCUGCGCUGGACUUGUGGUGGUGGAUGACAUGGCCAAUGUCCGACGUGUCCACACGUCAGUAUUCGAAUUCUUCGAGCCGCACAAAAGCAACCUCUGGGAUGUUCAAAUUGACAUCGCUCAAUCUUGUAUCCGAUACUUGUGCGCCAUGCCUUUUUCAGAAGGUCCAGCAAAAGACGUAGCUGAAUUGCGUGGCCGACUCACUGAUAUGCCAUUCUUGGACUAUUCGGCUCACCACUGGGGUCACCAUAUCAUCGACCAGGACAUGGAGAAAUCGGUCUUUCCUCUGCUGGAUAAGUUACUGGCAUCCGAAAAGACGCGUUGGAGCUCUUUUCAAGUUCUCCAGUUUGAUUCCAGUAUCAAAAAUACCGCCGUUGCCACCGAUAUCUUUGCUACGAUUCCUUAUGGACAAGACGCACUCCACUUGGCAGCAUUCUGGGGACUGUCACUAUUUGCUAGGAGCCUACUUUCAAAAGGUUGUCCACCAUCACCACUCGACUCUCAGUUAUGGACGCAACUACAUUGGGCUGCCGCAAACGGUCAUGUUGAGGUCGCGGCGGCUCUCGCCGAAGCUGGAGCAUAUCUCAAUGCGAAGGAUUCAGAAGGAUGGACUCCGUUGUUUUGGGCGGCAUUUGGCUGGCAUGCACCAAUCGUAAAGAUCCUCCUAAAAUUGGGUGCGGAUCCUUCCAUCAAAAGCAACCAUGACCUCACCGCGCUGGACUGGGCAAUUGGACGUCACGAAUUCGAUGUCGUCAGAUUGCUGCUUGAAUCUGAUCGGGAUGCUGGCAGUGAUAAGUCGCAAGCUCCUAAAGAGACUGCUAUUGCAAAGUCGGAUCUCGAAACCAUUGGAAAGGCUAUCGGUCUAUCGUACUUCCGUGGUCCUACACACAAAGUCUAUCUGCAGGAUUUAUUACCAUCUACCAGAGAUAUGUCCUGGCUCGAACGGCCAAGUGAGGUCACCGUUGCCAUCAACGACGCUUACGGGCAGUUCCAACCGCCGGUCUCUGAAUCCACAUGGCGCGUUGCAAGGAAGACUGGCGCAAUCAAGGUUUCGUCGAAGCAGCUUUUCAUGAAGCAACCAGAGACUUGGAAGUCGAGCCUUUUACAAAGCGCCAUUAUUUCCCGUAACCUAUCCGCGGCUCGAAUGCUGGUCGAGAUCGGCGCGGAUGUCAACGCCCGCGAACAGGGUCUUUGUCCUAUGUAUGCUGCCGUGCGAUCUCAGGAUACGACUUUUUUCGAUCUCCUUCUCUCAAACGGGGCGGAUGUCGAUUUUGAGCAUGAGGGAACCUCCCCUCUACUACAAGCCGUCCGGAGUUAUGACUAUGUCUGGGGAGGCAAGAUGGCAAGCGUCGCUGUAGUGGAACGCUUGCUUCAACACGGAGCAAAUGUUAAUCAAACGCAAAAAAAGGGGUGUGGUCUCAAAGACUAUGCUGUUUUCAAAUUUGAGGGCUUCACUCCACUGAUGCAUGUAGCUGGGGCGAAGUCACCUGAGUUGACCAAGCUUUUGAUUGCCUACGGUGCAGACGUCAACACUCGUAACGCCACUGGAAAUACUGCACUUAUCUUGGCUGCGAAAGAUGGGGAUAUAGAUACCAUGGAAACGCUUCUUUCUAAUGGCGCAAAUAUUCAUCUUCAGUGUUUAAAUAACAGUGGACACGCGCCUUUUCGAGUGCUUCUCGACAAGCACGCCUACUUUGGUAGAAACCACGAAGAAGAUACAGGGGUCUUGGAAAGUCACAUUGCCCUAUUCUUGCGUUUCGAGUCCCCGGACACUGGCAUUGUCAAACAGGUCUGUCAAGAUGGACAGACGCUCAUUCAAGCUAUCAAGAGAAACUCCGAGUCGGUAUUGCAAAUUUUGAUGGCUCAUGGUGCAGUUCUACCACCAGCGAACGAGUUGCUAAGACUGUUUUACGAAGAAAUCGGCAAUCGAGGCUCAAAGCAAAUGAUGUUGCUGGAUAAAGUGGCCAGUAUCAGCAGUCUGGCCAACCCUCGCGUUACCUUCUUAUACUUGAUUUUCAUUUCAACAAAAUUCUUCGGCGACCACAUCAACGAAGACACCGAUGACACACUGGACGUGACGAGCCCGGAACCCUUAUUGCUGCGUGAGCAGCGAGACCGCAUGCGUAGUUACCAGGAGGAUGGAUUCUUGGACAUUCUCAGCACUCUCUAUGAUCUCGGAUUCAACCCAAACUCAAUGCUCGGAGAGAACUUUGUCAAUGCUUUUGCGCGUCACGACCGGCCAUUUAGUAAGAUCAUCGAAUACAUAGAGAUCUUGGGCGGCCAAACCGCUUUAGAAGAAGACGAAAGAAGAAUAACUAGAGGGGCGGUGUUCAUUUCGGCCAUCGCCUUUGCGUCCCAACACGUCCCUUCAGCCAAGAUUGUAACGACGCUGGUCGAGCAACACGAAACCAAGAUUGGCAUCAAAGACCGUACCUUUCGAAUGGAAGUCUUGGUCCGAUCAGCCGUAUAUGAAAACAUGGCUGUCUAUGAUGGCAUACUAAACGACUUUCUGGUAGCUUAUAAAGAGGAUGACGCCACCGAACAGCAAGCGGAGUUGGCUUCUACUGAGGGGGAAGAUUUUCUGCUCGCGGUCAAAGCCUUUCCAAAGCCAGGAGCUGACGACUUUUAUGUCGCAUUCUGCCAUGCAGUCGAGAGAGUCGGUCUUCAAGACAGUUGGUAG
This is a messenger RNA of Colletotrichum aenigma, 4149 nucleotides long. RefSeq names its product Ankyrin-1 (gene ANK1-1). The coding region runs from base 1 to 4149 and encodes 1382 amino acids. The record is from RefSeq and is a predicted model, not a curated record. Gene Ontology annotation, molecular function: protein binding. NCBI's taxonomy places the organism in Eukaryota, Fungi, Ascomycota, Sordariomycetes, Glomerellales, Glomerellaceae. The transcript has 5 exons.